AUGGAUGCGACAAAAUUCACAGUUGGCAUUGACGCGAUCACUCUUUGGGUGGGGCCCGUGGUGUAUACCAUGGCGACCACGGCCACGACCACGUCCACGACCGCGUCCGCGACCACGUCCACGGCCAUGCCCGUGCCCGCGCCCUCCACCAUGCUCAACAGCAAAGGCACCCUGUUUAGGUUCGGCGCGGGCACCAGCAGGCCUCACCACCUGCACCACCAGCACCACCACCAGCAACAACAGCAUGCCCAUGUUGUGUCUGCUUCGCAGAUGCAUCGUCUUCUUGGCCACCCGCCGCGCGAGGUUUUGCGCUCCAUGCUGCAGCAAGUUGAAGACACCUCGGACGUCAAGGCCAUCCUCAACUGCAACGAUUGCAACCUCUUCAAAGCUAAGCGCCUUGCUCUGGCUGGCUUCGAUCGCGACCGCACGCCCCGCAUGCCUGAACCGGACAUCGAGCUGGUUGCGUUCAUACCUCUCUUGCACAAAGCGAUACUUGACAGCAAUGUGCUUGGAGCCCGGAGAGUAGGCUCCGUUUGUAAUCAUGUGGAUCGCCGCCUGGUUGUCACUGAACAACACGGGCUUGAAGACGGCGUGUGA
Molecule: messenger RNA, 597 nt
Organism: Monosiga brevicollis MX1
Lineage: Eukaryota; Choanoflagellata; Craspedida; Salpingoecidae
Exons: 3
Coding region: 1-597 (198 amino acids)
Source: RefSeq, a predicted model, not a curated record